AGGACUUCACGGCCCCAGCUGGGUGCUUUUCGCUGCUUUACGGCUGAGUGACGUGGAACGUCAACACUGAAACAUGGCUGAGCCCGGGGAAUUGUCUCCGCUGUCCUCUCCCUCCCCACCACUGUCAUCCCCGGGAGCUGGAGACGAAGAGGAGACCGACAUCUGGGAGACGGAUCUAGCCGAGGCUCUUGAGGCAGGAGGUUGUGACCUGGAAACUGUAAGAAAUAUUAUACAAGGGCGGCCUGUCCCUUCAGACCUCAGGGCAAAAGUAUGGAAGAUCGCUUUAAACGUUGCAGGAAAAGGGGACAGUUUGGCAGCGUGGGACGGUUCUUUAGAUCUUCCAGAGCAGUCUGUCAUUCAUCAGGAUUGUCAAAAUCUUAUAGACCAGCUCACCAUACCCGAGGAGAGGAGACCAGUCGUUCUCCAGGACAUUGAAUCUGUAGUCACUUUUUAUUGUAAAUCCCGUAACGUCAAGUACCAUGAAAACGUCAGCUGGCUUUACCUACUGAAACCGCUGGUGGACCUCAACCUGUCACGGAGCGACUUCUAUAACUGCUUCUAUGCAAUCAUGAAUAAGUAUAUUCCAAGAGAUUGUUACAAGAAAGGAAAACCAUUCCACCUAUUCCGGCUUCUCCUCCAGUAUCACGAGCCCGAACUGUGUUCUUUCCUGGACACGAAGAAGAUCACACCAGAUCUUUAUGCACUUAAUUGGUUUGGUAGCCUCUUUGCCUAUCACUGCUCGGUGGAAGUCACCCAGGCGAUUUGGGAUAGUUAUUUACAGCAGGCAGAUCCAUUCAUCAUGUACUUCUUGAUGCUGAUCAUGCUUGUCAAUGUCAAAGAGGCUGUCUUGGCUGAAGAAAUGGAGUCUAAAGAAGAACUCAUAAAGUUCCUGGAAAGUCCACCUACUAACCUUGAUGUAGGAGACAUAGAAGAUCUGUUCAGUUUGGCUCAUCAUUACUACAUCAAGACUCCGGCUUCUUUUCGCAAGGACAACCAGAGCUUGUUCGGCAGCAGCUUGAUCGCUCUGAAAGACGACUCUGAUCUCAGUCAGGCUCUUUGUUUGGCAAUUUCUGUACCAGAAAUUCUUCAGGCAAAUCAGCAAGAGGAUGGCGUGCGGUUCUUUGUGGUGGAUUGCCGGCCUGCAGAGCAGUACAAUUCUGGCCAUCUCUCUACAGCGUUUCACUUGGACUCGGACUUGAUGCUACACAAUCCCGGAGAGUUUGCAUUGUCGGUGAAGUCUCUUCUAGAGGCGCAGAAGCAGUCCAUUGAGUCUGGCUCGGUGGCCGGAGGAGAACACUUGUGCUUCAUGGGCAGUGGCAGGGAAGAAGAAGACAUGUACAUGAAUAUGGUUCUUGCCCAUUUCUUACAGAAAAACAAGGAAUAUAUAAGUAUUGCCAAAGGAGGAUUUAUGGUGUUGCAGCAGCACCUGGCAGACAUGAAUGUAGACGGACCGGACUGUGGCUAUGGGCAUUGGAUUGUUAGUACAUCUGGAUCCCGGGGCAGUAUGAGCUCCUAUACAGAUGGCGAUUCUUCCAAUGGAUUUGGGGACGGCAAAGGGGUGAAGUCUUUAGUAAAUAAAAUGACGGUGGCAUUGAAAACAAAGUCUGUGAAUGUCAAGGAGAAAGUGAUCAGCUUUAUUGAGAAUACUUCCACCCCUGUAGACAGAAUGACUUUCAAUCUUCCCUGGCCAGAGAGGGCGAGUUUGGAGCGACACGUCAGCAGCAGCGACAGAGUGGGGAAGCCGUAUCGGGGUGUCAAACCGGUGUUUAGCAUUGGAGAUGAAGAAGAAUAUGACACAGAUGAGAUUGACAGCUCCUCCAUGUCUGAUGAUGACCGCAAAGAAAUUGUUAACAUUCAGACCUGGAUAAACAAGCCUGACAUCAAGAGCCACUUUUCCUGUCACGAGGUGAAAGAAAACGGACAUAUGUUUCUCAGCCACCUUCUGGUAACUGCCACCCACAUGUAUUGUCUGCGGGAGAUCCAGUCCAGAAAGGGAUUCGCUUACAUACAGUCGCGGCAGGCGCUCAGCUCGGUCGUCAAGAUUACGUCAAAAAAGAAACACCCUGAGCUGAUUACGUUUAAGUAUGGUAAUAGCAGUGCCUCAGGAGUGGAAAUAUUAGCAGUGGAGAGAUAUUUAAUUCCAAAUGCAGGAGACGCAACCAAAGCCAUUAAGCAACAGAUCAUUAAAGUCCUCGAUGCUCUGGAGAGCUAACACCUUCCCGAUAUCACAGAUACCUAAUGUCUGGACGAGAAAAAGACCUUUUUUAUUUGUUGGCAAGAUAAUAAAAAAGUUUAUUUAAUUUUCCUCCGGAUUCUCUUUCAUAACACUCCCUUUUACAUUAACUUUAUUUUUAAUUUUUUUUUGUAUAAGAAUAAUUCUGACAAGUGAACAUUUCUGUACUGAAGACGACUGUUUGCGGAGGAGAGAAGGUGAGGCGGUAGGUUCAGUGACGGAACGGUGUCUGUACAUGGGGAAUAACACUCAGGUUAGCAUACCUGCCAUGGUACGCAUCAGUAUUCAGAGCGGACGGUGUACAGAGAGGACUGUAUUACACACCGGAAGCCGAUUCACAUCUAAACCAAAUCCCUCUGACCGCAGUGCACUAACAAUGUGUCCUAUGGAGCUGUACGCCCGACAUGAAACAAACGAACUUACCCAAGGCUAGCGCUGUAUGCCGAGUUAUAACCUAUGCCUGUUCAGUUUAUUGUAGCCAUUAUAUUUGGAAGUCAUAUUUGGGGAACAAUGUGCAACGUGUUGUGGGACAGAGCGGGUAUUCCCGUCUGGGACAUAGGCGGCAUAUCGCUAGGAAAAGGCAUCCAUGUCAGAUCGGCGCGGGCCACCUGCAGUGAAGGAGAGCGCACCAUGCCUUCGCUGCUUGCUCUCCAUUCUCUGCUAUGGGAGUUCCAUAUACAGUCAAGCGAUUGCGCUCACCUAUUUUUUGGAAGCCCCAUGGCGGUGAAUGGAAAGUGCACCACGCAGGCGCGGCCACCUCUCCAUUCACAGCUAUGGGACUGCCGGAAAUAGCUGAUCCAGUGCUUGGCUAUUUUCUGAACCCCCAUAGUGGAGAACAGAGGGUGGCCACGCAUGCUCGGCUGCUGGCCCUGCACUUUGGGGGCCUGUUUUGGAGACGGGAGCAAGUCCCAGAGAUGAAACCCGAACCUAUCUGACAUUGAUGGCACAUCCUUGUGAUACGCAAUCAAUGUCCCAGACGGGACAACCACUUUAAUGGCCAAGACUAUAUGGAAGGAAUAAGUAGAAGCUGCAAGUAUAGUCAAGCAUCUGUAUCAUAAAGCACACAGAAGCAUCCUGCCUCUUCCCUGGAUGGCUGGUUAAAGAGUAAUUCUGCUUUUAAUUUUAAUUUUUUUUUUAUUCAAUGAUCCAGACGUUGAACUUGAGGUUACAUCAGGACCUAAGCUUCUUCUACAAGUAUUAAGUCCUCAUAUUGAAUGAUAGCAAAUCUUGUCUAUGUACAUUUGCUUUUACGAAACUCAUAACCGGUGGCCGAAUAAUAAAACAUUUUACGGAAAACAUCUG
This is a messenger RNA of Bufo bufo (common toad), 3535 nucleotides long. RefSeq names its product TBC1 domain family member 23 (gene TBC1D23). Bases 74 to 2212 code for a protein of 712 amino acids. The transcript has 19 exons. Gene Ontology annotation, biological process: embryonic brain development; retrograde transport, endosome to Golgi. Gene Ontology annotation, cellular component: trans-Golgi network. NCBI's taxonomy places the organism in Eukaryota, Metazoa, Chordata, Amphibia, Anura, Bufonidae. The record is from RefSeq and is a predicted model, not a curated record.